CCGGGUUUGGCCGCCAUGAUAGAGAGCCGAAUCCAGAAAAAUAUAUUGAAAACAUGCACUCGGCACACUGCUCAGCUAUUAAUUUCUCAAAUAGUCGGUCCAAAAGAGAAGAUUUGUCAUUUUUCAGGUUACACGGAAACAAAGACAGGUAUUUAUAACACUGGUUGUUGUAAAGAAACAGAAUAUUUUGCUACGUCUUUUGCUUUCUAUCAUGGCGAACUUCCAGCUCCAUGCCAUACUUCAACCUGUUCGGUUCAUUUCCGUGAGAGUCACUCAUCCUGUUGUUAACUCUAGAGUCUUUGCUCAAACUAGGAAGUGAACCAGACGGCUUCAGGUAGCAGGUAAUAAAGUUAUUAAGUGUUAUUUUAUACUCGUAAUCUUCGGGUGUACUCAUGACUGACAUCGACGGAAAUAACAGCCAUCAAGGCGAAGACAACGACGAGACAAAUUGCCGGAUUGUCCCCGGGAUAGAUAACGACCACGACGUUCCACCGGCUUAUCUUGCCAGUCAUGGACGUAGUAAAAAGAUAGUCUUACAUGUGGACUUGAACAACACCAUUCUGGUGUCAGACGCCGUGACUUGCCAAGGGACGAUUGCUGCCCUGGACUAUUUCAUGACGACUGUCACUUGGGGGAAAAUGAACAAAGGAAAAUGGGAAUGGCUGAGUGACUCUCCUUCCCUGCUCCCACCAUGUGAUGGCGCUGUCAGCUACUACUCUCAGUUUGGAUCUACUCACGGCUUCACCUCUGCAGCAGGCCGACGCUUUCAUGGGAUUCUGCAGGAGCAUCUCAACCUGCUCCGCUGGCCUGAGGGCGUGAAGGGAGACCGAGAGCUGACGAUAAAGGCUGAGGAUGGACGACUUUACCACUGGAUCGUCCCUUCCUUUUUCCAACUGCUCAAAGACCUGACCCAGCAAGGGACCCAGUUCGCCGUCCACUUCCGUACAUUCGGAAGCGACCUACCUCGUGUGCUGAGUGCUGUAUCCAAAGCUCUAACUCAAGGGGCUCAUCCUCUCUUUCCUGAUCUCCCUGAACUGAAGUUAAGUGUGAACAAGACUCCGGGCAAAAUCCGCUGUAGCGCCAAAGGCGUCCUUCUGACCAGGGGCGAAGAACGUCUGUCAAGUCGUGAUGGCGAGAGAGGCCUAUACGAGUACCUCAGCACCACAAGCGGGUUAGGAGGCUUCCGAGACGACUAUGAAUGGUGGCUGACAAAUAAGUAUUCCAUCCGUGGUGGGAAGCCUUUGUGGGUCGACCCCUUUGACGACAACGUUCAGCACAUCUUCAUAGAUGACAACAUCCGACAAAAUGAUGAGGAUACAGUAGUGCAUCCAAAGAUUUUCUUGGAGCCAGGCUCUGCCAACACUCGCACAGCCUGCAUCUCUGAGCUUUACGAUAUCGCCCUCAUCCAGACUAACCUCCUCAAAGCCAUUUCUGAGCCAGACUACUUCACCCGGCGUGUCCGCAUCUGCCAGGAGAACUAUGCAAAAAAUGUCCAGCAGGGGUCUAGCUAGGGCACAGCUCAAUGCCCCCCGUCCCUUUACCUCCGACCUGAUCCUAAUGAAUGCCACAUGAACUCAGGGGAAUUAGAAAUAUGGAUUGUUGUAAUGGUACACUAGAGAAGGUGAGUUUCUUCCUUCCAUAAUGAAUUGAUGAUUAGAUGGCAUCUUAAAGAACUAAAUACAUUUGAAAAGGGUUCUGGCACUGUAUUUAUUAGAUGAACUAAUUAUAAUGCAGACUAUGACAAACAUCAGUUAAAUAUAUCAUGCAAUCAACCCAUUAGCCAACAGAAUAGGGCUUUUCAAAACAUGGCAGAGUGAGCCCCCCGUCAUACAUUUGCCUCACCACUGCCAUGGAAACAUAUUUUAAAAGACAACGUUUUGAAUAAUUAGUCACCAAAUGAACCAAGACUGCCCGAGACACUGAAUAAUGCAGCCAUGCAAGCAAUAAUUGCUCGACUCUUUGCGGUGGUAGCUCAGUAAUUGGGGUCAAAAGACGCCUUCAAAUGUUGACAUUAUUUGUCCAACCCGUAGCUUUCUUGUGGGGUCACUUGAACACGUCGUACUGUAUGGUCUGCAUACAAUAUUAGGAACAGAUUCACAGACUCGGGUAUUUAGAUUGUCAUAUGCUCAAUGUUGAAGGAACUGAGACUAAGCAAGCAUGUGGGAUGCAUCCGAAUGCUUUUAUUCCACUUUUUAUGAUUGACCCCAAUCACACUCGUAUUUAGAUACAGUGGGAUUACACUAGUGGUGGUUGGAAUAAUUAUCCCUAGACGCCAAAUACUAUAAGAUGACAUGGUCAAUAUCGUCUUAUAUUUGUUUCAGUACAGUAGUUAUCCAAUGUAGGACAAGAAAAACAAAUCCGUUUUUGGUGCUGAUUCAGUCAAAAGUGGGGAUGCAGGCUUAUUAUUUUUUUUCCAAACAUUGAUUUUCUGUUUUUUGUUUUUGUUUGUUUGUAUUGUUGAAUUUUGUAUUUUGACAAUAUGCAGGAUAUUGUAUCUGUGAAGGCGUACAAUGUGAUGUGGAUCAAAAUUAGAAUUGUUGAAUGAAAAAAAAAAAGAAAUCUAAACAUCCCGAAACCCGUACGACAAGAUAUGUGUUCAUAUGUUAGACCAAUUAAGUAAUAUGUGCUAAAAUCUGAAAUAUUUUAAAAAUAACCUAAAUAAUCUGCCAACAGAACUUGACAUUUUGACAUUACUUUUGCUUAUUUUUAGCACAUGUUACUUAAGUUAAACAAAUAGAUGUAAUAUUGUAACUGUUUUUGCCGCAGAGUCUGUACUGUACUGAAGCCCAUUGUAUUUAAUUCUGUUUUUCUCAGGUACAUUUUGAAGACAAUGCAAAUAUUUUUAAAACACUGGGUUUUUGUAUUUUUGUUCAUUAUUAUUAUUAUUAUGUAUCUUAUUUUAUUAUUCUUAUUUUAUUUGUGUGCUUUUUUUAUUAUUAACAUUUUUAUUAAUAAUGCCAUGAGUUUGUUCUUUGUUGCUUGAAAGGUUUGUGCCCCCCCCCCCCCCCCCCCCAUGAUGUACUAUAGAGAAGUUUGCAUACCAAAGGUCAAUUCCAGUACACAUG
Molecule: messenger RNA, 3065 nt
Organism: Doryrhamphus excisus (bluestripe pipefish)
Lineage: Eukaryota; Metazoa; Chordata; Actinopteri; Syngnathiformes; Syngnathidae
Source: RefSeq, a predicted model, not a curated record